Messenger RNA from Phragmites australis (common reed), 1735 nucleotides. Its product is annotated as homeotic protein knotted-1-like. Bases 346 to 1407 code for a protein of 353 amino acids. Gene Ontology annotation, cellular component: nucleus. The record is from RefSeq and is a predicted model, not a curated record. Gene Ontology annotation, molecular function: DNA binding; DNA-binding transcription factor activity, RNA polymerase II-specific. Gene Ontology annotation, biological process: regulation of DNA-templated transcription. Lineage: Eukaryota; Viridiplantae; Streptophyta; Magnoliopsida; Poales; Poaceae. The transcript is spliced from 5 exons.
CCUACAAAACCACUGCAAGCCUUUGAUUUGACCUGAAAAAGAAGCCCCCACAAACACCACUCUACUCCAUUGCACUGUCUCUCUCCAAAGGCAGCUGCGUUGGCUUCCAGCCUUUUGCCUCCUGUAUCCCUCCCUCCCUCCUCUCUAAUGAUAGGUUAGAGAGAGAAGGCUAGCUCCAGGUACCCUCCUCAUUUCCCUCUUCCUCCCAAAGCCCUUUUCCUCUUUCUCUCCCCCCAAGAACUUCACCUCAACUCCAAACAAUUCCCUUCUGCGCAGGAGCUCGGGAAAAGUGGGCUGAGAGCUCGAUCGCUGCACCACUACAUCACUGGAGAUCCGCCCACUCUCAUGGAGGAGAUCACCCAUCACUUUGGAGUUGGCGCAAGCGGCCACGGCCAGCAGCACCACCACCACCACCCAUGGGGUUCUUCGCUUAGCGCCGUCGUUGCGCCGCCGCCGCAGCCACCUCCGAGCGCCGGCCUGCCGCUCACCCUGAACACGGUUGCCUCUGGGAACAGAGGCGCCAACGGCGACGGCGGCAACCCAGUGCUGCAGCUGGCCAACGGCGGUAGCCUACUCGACGCUUGCGUCAAGGCGAAGGAGCCCUCCUCGUCGUCCUACGGCGCCGAUGUCGAGGCCAUCAAGGCCAAGAUCAUCUCCCACCCGCACUACUACUCGCUCCUCGCCGCCUACCUCGAGUGCCAGAAGGUGGGGGCGCCACCGGAGGUGUUGGGGAGGCUGACGGCUAUGGCGCAGGAGCUGGAGGCACGGCAGCGCACGGCGCUCGGCGGCCUUGGCGCAGCGACGGAGCCGGAGCUGGACCAGUUCAUGGAGGCGUACCAUGAGAUGCUGGUGAAGUUCAGGGAGGAGUUGACGAGGCCGCUGCAGGAGGCGAUGGAGUUCAUGAGGAGAGUGGAGUCGCAGCUCAACUCGCUGUCCAUCUCCGGCAGGUCGCUGCGCAAUAUCCUUUCGUCUGGCUCUUCCGAGGAGGACCAAGAAGGUAGUGGAGGAGAGGCAGAGCUCCCUGAAGUUGAUGCGCAUGGUGUAGACCAGGAGCUCAAGCACCAUCUCCUGAAGAAGUACAGUGGCUACCUGAGCUCCCUCAAGCAAGAACUGUCAAAGAAGAAGAAGAAAGGGAAGCUCCCUAAGGAUGCUCGCCAGCAGCUCCUUAGCUGGUGGGAUCUGCACUACAAAUGGCCUUACCCCUCGGAGACUCAGAAGGUAGCCUUGGCGGAGUCGACCGGCCUUGACUUGAAGCAGAUCAAUAACUGGUUCAUCAACCAGAGGAAGCGGCACUGGAAGCCGUCGGAGGAGAUGCACCACCUGAUGAUGGACGGGUACCAUACAACGAACGCCUUCUACAUGGACGGCCAUUUCAUCAACGAUGGCGGGCUGUAUCGGCUCGGGUAGCUUUCCAUCACUUUCAUUUCCCACCACGACCUACCUAAAGACAAUGGUUGCAAGUGUCUUCCGUGUCUGAAGAACUGAAGACUUGGAUAGCUAUAUCAAGUGUAGUGUGCCGAAUGCAUGCGCCUUAAGGAGGCCAUGCCUAAUUAUUUUGUUGCUGUUGCCAGUUGCCACGCUAUGUAUGACUAUGCCUGUGCAUGAACUUGCUUUAGGUGCUGCUCCACAAUGUAGUGUGCAGCUUGUGUGUGGUUGUAUGAGUGACCUGACACAGAUGGAUCGCUGGUUGCCACAUGCUUGAAUAAUUUGCAUGAUCUAGCUAGUUUCUGUCUAA